AUGAGAUCCCUCACAGAAGAAGAGCUGCGCACUUUCCUGUCUAAGCUUGCAAUUUACUGCAGCAGCAAUCUCUCAGAACUGAUCAAAUCGACCGCCGAUGAUUCCAACGAUGAGAACUCUCGCAUGGUUUUCCGCAUACAGGGAAACCGUGUCUUUUAUAUGCCCCUUCGCCUGGCCAAUUUGGCUACUUCUAUCCCUCGAGCAAGCUUGCUGUCCUGCGGAACCAUGAUGGGCAAGUUUACUAAGACCGGCAAGUUUCGUCUUGCUCUCACCUGUUUAUCCGUCAUAAGCCCCUACUCCAGGACAAAGAUUUGGAUUAAGCCCAACGGAGAGAUGCCUUUCCUCUACGGUUCCAACGUUGUCAAAGCCCACGUCGGAAAGAUCUCAGAAGACUGCCCCGAGCACAGUGGUUGCAUUGUAUACUCCAUGGAUGAUACCCCCCCUUGGAUUUGGAGUUACUGCCCGUUCGAGCGCUGA
Messenger RNA from Penicillium malachiteum, 477 nucleotides. RefSeq names its product ribosome biosynthesis protein NIP7. The record is from RefSeq and is a predicted model, not a curated record. The coding region runs from base 1 to 477 and encodes 158 amino acids. Gene Ontology annotation, cellular component: nucleus. Lineage: Eukaryota; Fungi; Ascomycota; Eurotiomycetes; Eurotiales; Aspergillaceae. The transcript has 7 exons. Gene Ontology annotation, molecular function: RNA binding. Gene Ontology annotation, biological process: ribosome assembly.